GUCUCUGUGACCUCCAGCAGUGUCUGUCUGGAUAAUGGUGAACUUCCGUAGGUGUUCUUAUGUGUGUGGAUCAUAGCAGAGACAUUUUAUCUCAUGACUGCAGGUAAGAGACACAGACUCAUAGGUCUACAUUUGUGGAAGGAUGGAUGGUGGCUUUGAAGACCUUGAGCUAAGAGAAGCUCAGAGAGAAUAUCUGGACUUUCUGGAUGAUGAUCAAGACCAGGGUGUGUAUCAUGAGAAGGUCAGAAAUAUGGUGUCUGAAGGCCAGUCUCGCCUCAUUAUCAACAUCAAUGACCUGCGACGAAGGAAUGAAAAACGAGCUAAAGAACUGCUGACGAAUGCCUUCAGUGAGCUGGUGGCAUUCCAAAGAGCUCUAAAAGAUCUGGUAGCCUCUAUUGAUGCAACCUAUGCCAAACAGUUUGAUGAGUUUCAUGUUGGUUUUGAGGGAAGCUUUGGGAAUAAACAUGUGUCCCCUCGUACUCUCAGUGCACGCUUUCUGGGCAAUCUUGUCUGCGUUGAGGGCAUUGUGACCAAGUGCUCAUUGGUGAGGCCAAAAAUCAUGCGCAGUGUACACUACUGUCCUGCUACGAAGAAAUCUCUGGAGAGGAAAUACACUGAUCUCACGUCACUAGAUGCUUUUCCGUCUAGUGCUGUCUAUCCCACCAAGGAUGAAGAAAAUAAUCCAUUAGAAACAGAGUUUGGACUGUGCUGCUAUAAGGAUCACCAGACUCUGACCAUUCAGGAGAUGCCUGAGAAGGCUCCCGCUGGUCAGCUGCCCCGCUCAGUUGACAUCAUUGCUAAUGAUGACCUUGUAGACAAGGUGAAGCCAGGAGACCGUGUGCAGCUGGUUGGAGUGUACCGCUGUUUACCUGCCAAGCAAGGGGGCUUCACAUCAGGAACCUUUAGGACUAUCCUGCUGACCAACAAUGUAAAACUGAUGAGCAAGGAAAUUGUUCCCACGUUUUCUGCUGACGAUGUGGCUAAGAUCAAGAAAUUCUGCAAAACACAUUCUAAAGAUGUCUUUGAGCACCUGAGCCGAUCACUGGCCCCCAGUAUUCAUGGGCACGAGUACAUAAAGAAGGCCAUUCUCUGUCUUCUGCUGGGAGGCAAUGAGACCAACCUGGAGAAUGGCACUCGCAUCAGAGGAGACAUCAACAUUCUGCUCAUAGGUGACCCAUCAGUGGCCAAAUCUCAGUUGCUGAGGUAUGUUCUGUUCACAGCACCGAGGGCCAUCCCCACCACUGGACGUGGUUCGUCUGGGGUGGGACUUACUGCUGCGGUCACCACUGACCAAGAGACAGGUGAGCGCAGAUUGGAGGCAGGGGCCAUGGUGCUUGCUGACAGAGGGGUGGUGUGUAUUGACGAGUUUGACAAGAUGUCUGACAUGGAUCGUACAGCCAUCCAUGAGGUGAUGGAGCAGGGUAGAGUAACCAUUGCUAAAGCUGGGAUUCAGGCCAGGCUGAACGCUCGCUGCAGCGUCUUAGCUGCUGCUAACCCAGUUUAUGGAAGGUAUGACCAGUAUAAGACGCCAAUGGAAAACAUCGGUCUACAAGAUUCCCUGCUCUCCCGAUUUGAUCUGCUUUUCAUUGUUUUGGAUCAGAUGGAUCCAGACUGUGAUCGGGAGAUUUCGGAACAUGUGUUGCGCAUGCACCGAUACAGACCCCCAGGAGAGCAGGAGGGAACAGCAAUGCCUCUGGGCAGCACUGUGGAUAUAUUUGCCACAGAAGAUCCGAACAUCACUGAGGCAGCAGAACAGGAAUUGCAGAUUUAUGAGAAAAAAGACAAUGUCCUCCAUGGCCACAGGAAGCAAAAGGAAAAGGUUGUCACUAUGGAGUUCAUCAGAAAAUACAUCCAUGUGGCAAAGCUAGUGAAACCAGUUCUGACCCAGGAGGCUUCAGACUACAUUGCAGAAGAGUAUUCAAAACUCCGAAGUCAUGACCAGGUCAACAGCGACUCAGCAAGGACAAUGCCUGUGACCGCCCGUGCUCUAGAGACUAUGAUCAGAUUAGCCACAGCCCACGCUAAAGCCCGCAUGAGUAAAACCAUCGACUUGAGGGAUGCAGAGACUGCUCUGGAGCUCAUGCAGUUUGCCUAUUUCAAAAAGAUUUUAGAGAAGACCAAGAAGAGAAAGCUCUCUGAUGAAAAUGUGGAUUCUCAAAUGGAUAGUACUCAGAGUGAGGAGACUCAAAGCCAGAGAAGUGUCAGAAAACGUUCCCGUGUGUCUAAAGACAUGGACGACACAGAUACAACAAUGGCUGAAGACUCUGAAGACCCAUAUGAUUUUACAGAGAGCCAAGACUCUCAACUCAGUCAGAAAAUCAGGCCUGCAUCUCAGCGGAGCAGCCAGAAGAAAAAAGCUGACAUCAGUCAGGACAGAAUGAAGGUCUUUAAAGCUGCACUGCUGAAAGCGUUUAAAGUGACCAGGUCUCAGUCUGUGGCGGUCCCAGAGCUCCUCACUCACAUUAACAAAAGCCAGCCUGAGGAGUUCGACCAGCAGGAGAUAAACCUUCUGCUGGAGCGCAUGCAGGACGACAAUCAGGUCAUGGUUUCUGAGGAUGUGGUCUUUCUUAUUUGAUGGAGAAAGAAUUAUGAAAGACACUUGUGUUGCUCUUGUAUUUGUAGGGUUGUCGUGUGCUCUGGUCUAUUGUCUUUUGUAUUCGUGUUUGUCAUCUUGUUGGUCACUAAUUAAUUAAUAAACAGCUUAAGCACUCAUAAUUUGA
Messenger RNA from Astyanax mexicanus (Mexican tetra), 2720 nucleotides. It is a transcript of the gene mcm3l, whose product is annotated as MCM3 minichromosome maintenance deficient 3 (S. cerevisiae), like. NCBI's taxonomy places the organism in Eukaryota, Metazoa, Chordata, Actinopteri, Characiformes, Acestrorhamphidae. The transcript is spliced from 18 exons. Gene Ontology annotation, cellular component: MCM complex; nucleus. Gene Ontology annotation, molecular function: single-stranded DNA helicase activity; single-stranded DNA binding; ATP hydrolysis activity. Bases 143 to 2575 code for a protein of 810 amino acids. The record is from RefSeq and is a predicted model, not a curated record. Gene Ontology annotation, biological process: double-strand break repair via break-induced replication; mitotic DNA replication initiation; DNA replication.